Messenger RNA from Acanthoscelides obtectus, 1315 nucleotides. Lineage: Eukaryota; Metazoa; Arthropoda; Insecta; Coleoptera; Chrysomelidae. The record is from the annotation of a GenBank genome assembly.
CUCGAAGAGUAGAAUUUGGUGUAUAUUAGGAUUGAUUGGCUACCCAGAGUAUACAAGGUGUCCUGAUGAUUGGGACUUUCCUUUUCAGAAACAACUGCGGUGGAAGGAGUGACAAAAAAGAUACCGCGUUUUACGCGCGUUUCUACGCAGGGAGGGAUUUCCUGACAAACAGGCAGUUAUAAAUAUGGACUUGGAUAGAGCGGUUGUGUUGUGGCUUGCUUAUCGUCGAUGGAAACGUCGUAAGCGAAGAGAAAGUCGACGAUUUAACGUGCAUCCAAUUCUACGUGAUAGAAUGACGCAUAGCAUGUUUAUAUCAUUAUACCCAAAGCUCAGAGGACACAAUGAAAAGUUUUUCAACUACUUUCGGAUGUCAGUAACAUCGUCCGAUGAGUUACUAGAAAUUAUUCAAAAUGGUUUGACUCUAUGUCAAAAUUAUUUGGUACGGGAUACUGUUUCUGCAGAAGAAAAACUCACUUUGAGAUAUUUGCCUACCGGAUGUUAUUUUGCGGACCUGCAUUAUGCCUACAGAUUGGGAAAAUCCACAGUUACGGAAAUAGUACAGAAAUCCUGUUACGUCAUAUGGAAAAAACUGCACAAUAUAGUAAUGAGCGAACCUACGAAGGAUAAAUGGGAAGAAAUUUCGCAACAAUUUCAAAAAUACACAAACUUUCCAAAUUGUAUUGGUGCGAUUGAUGGCAAGCAUAUCCGUAUUAUAAAACCUAACAAUACUGGGUCUCUUUUUUAUAACUAUAAAAAUUAUUUUUUAACUGUUUUGUUGGCUGUAUGCGAUGCAAAUUAUUGUUUCAUUGCAGUUGAUAUCGGCGCAUAUGGAAAAAGUAAUGACUCCACAAUUUUUAAAGAUUCUGAUUUUUAUAAAAAACUUGUCGAGAAAACUUUAGAUAUUCCAGACCCAAAACCAAUAUCGCCAACAGAUAUAACUCCUUUACCCCAUGUGAUAGUAGGAGAUGAGGCGUUCAGUCUGUCUGAAAACAUAAUGCGUCCUUAUUGUGGUAGAUCUCUAACAACCAAGAAAAGAAUUUUCAACUAUCGCUUAUCCAGGGCAAGGCGUUACAUUGAAUGUUGCUUUGGCAUAUUGGUGAAUAAAUGGAGAAUAUUCCAUAGACCGUUGAAUGUAGACAUAGAGUUUGCAGAAAAUAUUAUUAAAGCUUGCUGUGUCCUUCUUAAUUACGUAAGAUUGAGGGAUGGUUAUAGAUAUGACCACACUCUAUACGAAACAUCUUUGAUCAAUUUUAAUACUGAUGCAGUGAGGACUAAUGCGAGAUCGCUGAAUACAAGAGACAAAUUCGCUGAUUAU